Molecule: messenger RNA, 657 nt
Organism: Wickerhamiella sorbophila
Lineage: Eukaryota; Fungi; Ascomycota; Dipodascomycetes; Dipodascales; Trichomonascaceae
Product: Covalently-linked cell wall protein 14
Exons: 1
Coding region: 1-657 (218 amino acids)
Source: RefSeq, a predicted model, not a curated record
AUGAAGACUUCUACCGUUUUUGCACUCCUUGCCGGUACCGCCCUCGCUACUCCCCCCGCCUGUCUUUUGGCUUGUGUUGGUCAGGUUUCCAAGGCUAACGACGACUGCUCCAACGACAUGUCUAAUGUCAAGUGUAUUGUUGAGCAGCUCGGCGGCAAGAUCGAGAGCUGUCUCAACAGCAUUUGCCCCGACGGCAAAUCGGGCGCAGCCGUCCAGGCUUUCCAGGCUGUCGCUAACGAAUUCCAGGCCUCUGCCCCCUCUGGCGCCGUCUCCUCUGCUGUCCCUAGCUCUUCUGCUGCCGCCUCUUCUGCGCCUGCUUCCUCCGAGACUGCUUCUUCCCAAGCUCCCCCUUCGUCGGCCGCCCCCUCGUCUGCUCAGCCAACCCCAUCUUCUGCUCAGCCUGCUCCCUCUUCCGCUCAGCCUGCCCCCUCGACCAGCGCCGAGUCUUCGAGCUGCAUCCCUUGGACCUCCGAGGGCGACAAGACCUCCCAGGCUGCACCCACCACCACUUCCGCUCCUGCUCAGACCAGCUCCGCAUCCGUCGCUCCCGAAUCCUCAGUCCCACCUGUCUCUUCUAAGCCCAUUAAUGCCGCCGGUGCUGCCGUCGCCAACAGCUUCGGCGUUGUCGGUGCCCUCGCAGCCGCCAUGUUGCUCUAA